UCCAAAUAACUGCAUACUUCCAUGUCAUUUUGUGCAAUAUGUCAUUUUUCUGUUUUAGUUUGUAAUACUUGCACUGAAAAUGAGGUUUGUCAGGAGAGAAGCGGUGUCUAUGGCUGUGGUUGCUUGCAUGAACAAAGACCAAAUCCUGAAAUCUUUGAUGCUGUGGAGUCUUGUGCCAGCAGCACUGGCUCCAUGUCUCUAUCCCGCUGCCAGCUCUUUGAAUCUGGUUUUCGUCCUGAGCACCUGCACCUAAACGACCCAAGUUGCAAAGGAACCCUUGAGAAUGACAGACUUGUGUUUCAUUUUGACAAUGAAGACCACUUAUGUGGUACCACUUUGAUGAGCAACAGGACACACUUUAUCUACCAAAACUCCAUUCAGUCCACAAGAAACACUGGCCAGAAUGUCAUUACAAGAGAGAGAUGGGCAAACAUUACAUUCUCAUGUGUGUAUCCUCUGAUCCAGACCCUAUCUAUGCCCAUGGGUAUCCGAGCUGAAGGCGGUGUGAUUAGUAAGGAGCUGCCUGCUGGCCAGGGCACAUACCAGAUCCGCAUGAUUCCCUACCAUGAUGCACAGUUUACUAGCCCAUAUGAUGGGGAGGAGCAACUGCAGAUAAACCAGCAGGUAUAUGUGGCUGUUGAGGUGGAAGGAGUGGAUAGAAAUCAAUUUGCAACCGUUCUGGACAACUGCUGGGCCACACCAGUUAAUGAUUCUGACUAUAAUCUUCGCUGGAGUCUGAUCAUUGGAGAAUGCCCAAGCCCUGAAGAUGGCACAGUGGAAGUUCUUCAGAAUGGUAAUGAGACAACGAGCCAAUUCUCCUUCAGGAUGUUUACCUUCUCAGGAAUCUCUGACCACAUCUUCCUGCACUGCCAGGUUCAUCUUUGCCUUGUACAGAAUGGCAGAUGUGCAAUGCCAUGUGACCAUGGACAUAGUCGGCGCAGUAGAAGGCACAGAUCUUUGGACUUCCGCCACUCUGCAGCGAUCACCAUGGGGCUCAUGAAGGGUCUCAGUAAGCCUAAUGAAUAA
Messenger RNA from Onychostoma macrolepis, 1026 nucleotides. Its product is annotated as alpha-tectorin-like. NCBI's taxonomy places the organism in Eukaryota, Metazoa, Chordata, Actinopteri, Cypriniformes, Cyprinidae. The coding region runs from base 22 to 1026 and encodes 334 amino acids. The record is from RefSeq and is a predicted model, not a curated record. The transcript has 6 exons.